CCGGGCACAACAAAACUCUCAGGUGAACAAGCUGCUCGAGUAGUUACAAAAGUGAGAGGGAGGGAAGGAAGGAGGGAAAUGAAGAAUGACCUGGCGGUUGUUGGCCAGAGGCGGAGCGGUGAUCGCGGUUGCGGCCGGCGGUAGUGGCCAAAGAUCUUUGGUAGUGGCGGUGGCGACUCGCGCGGUGCAGUGUGGGAGCGGGGGGGUGGCCGUUGGCGUCCGUUGCGUGUCUCGCGGACUCAGACCGCUGCGACCUGGCGCCGGCGCGCGCGGACCGACCGACCCAGCGACCCACGGAGCGCGCGGCCGCUCGCUCGCUCCCUCGCAGCGGGACAACAGGCGAGUGAACCAAGGGCGAGCCCGCCGCAGGCCCCACUCGGCGCCCCCGGGCCCCGCAGCCACAGCGGCAAAGGAGAGGGAGAGCGAGAGAGACCGGCUCGCAACUUUUCCAAUUAAUCUGAGGCUUGAAAAGGGAAUAGCAACCCUCCCCCCCCCUUCCACUACUCGGGUCGAAGCAGAUCGGCGCCACAAAAACACACACACCAACACGCACAAUGUCCGGCGAAAGGAACAGGCGCUCGCUCGCUUUCCGAACCGGGGCCGCAGCCAUCGCAGUGAAAAUCGAAGCUGAUCUCGCCACCCACAACAACACAGAGGCCUCGAAUGGGGCCCUCGGCCGAAGCAGUCCAGAUAAGCCGGCUGCUCUUCUUGCGGUGGACGCCGGAGACGGGGUCGGAGCCAAGGCGGAGGCCGCUCAGGAUCAAGAAGAGGACUGGGUGGAGACGGUGGUGGUGGACGAUGUGUUCCCGGAGCAAGGGGGCUCGGUGCGAGUGGUGGACGGCGGCUCCAUCAGCAGCAACGAAUCCGAGGAGGAGGCAGCGGCGGCGUCGGUAGAGGAGGAGGCGACGACGAACGGACCCAGGAACGAAGAGCGAGCCGUGGCCCCCGGGGAUGGAGCCAUGGUCAGAGUUGGGCGAGACGAUGAGGAGGAAGUUGAAGAAAUGAGUAGUUGUAGCCGGCGGGGGGCCGGUUUAACGCUGUUGGGGAGGCCCCAGUCCUUCUUACUACCGCAGCAACGCACUUUCCAGAGGUCGUGGCUGCAAGAGUUUCCGUGGCUUCAGUACGAGCAGAAGACAGGCCUCAUGUAUUGCUCCUGGUGCCUUCGGGCUAACAGCGGCCCGGGGAGCAAUAAUAAUCGCAACAAGUUCGUGAAAGGCAGCCGCAAUUACAGGAGGACCACGUUAUUGCGGCAUCAUCUCUACGCCGAACACCGGGAGAACGACCCAGUGGAUGUAGCUGCCUGUAUGGAGGAACCUAUGCUUGCAUCUGGAUCAACAGACGAGUUGUACGGUGAAUAUAAAAGUGAACGAAAUGAAAUUUCCUAUUGCUAUCAACUACUUCAAGAAUUGAAUGAACAGCGUCAGCAAGGAAUUUUGUGUGAUGUCAACAUUGUGGUGAAGGGUCAGGUUUUCAAAGCCCAUAAGAACAUACUAGUUGCAAGCAGCCGUUAUUUUAAGACGCUGUAUUGCUAUACUCCAAAUGAGAGCUGUGACCAAGUUACAGUAACUCAUCUUGAUGUUGUUGCUGUACAAGGUUUCACAGUCAUUCUAGAUUUCAUGUACUCUGGUCAUUUGGUUUUAACCAGCCAAAAUGUCAUUGAAGUUAUGUCUGUAGCAAGCUAUCUGCAAAUGACUGACAUUGUCCAAGCUUGCCGUGGUUUUAUAAAGGAAGCCCUCAACAUCAGUACAAAAUCUAAUGCUGCAGAAAAAAUCAUAGUGCAGUAUGAGAAGGUAAAAACGUCCAACCCAUCCCUUAGAGACAAUACAGUAGCCAUGUUGAAACAUGAGCACAGCAGCCCUUGGGUGGUCAAAUCUACAAGUACGAUGAAUAGUUGUGCAACAGGUGGUUUGCAUGAAGAAAGAAUAAAGUAUGAAAUGGAGGGCUAUGGCUUAGAUAUGGGUUCAGUAAUGCACCAGGAUGAGAGCUACCAUCUUAAUGAUGCAACCUGGAGUCAAGAAAACUUUACAGAUUAUGGUGGAAAAGAUCUGCAGAUGGGGCUAUCUCAAGAUCAAAGUGCUGCUUUUUCUUGGGGAACUUUGGGAAAAUUAAUGUUGCAGCAAGCAGUGCCACGGAGUGGACGAAGGAAAAACCACAUAACUAGAAGAAUCGUAUACAAUGUUGCACCAAAAGUUGAAGAAGGAGCUGGAGAAAACUUAAUGAUGCAACCUCCCAUGGCAUUCUCCGAGGAUGGAUUGCAGGAAAUUCCUGUAGACCCUUUCUCAGCUGGAACAUCUGAUCAAUUCAGAUUUGGACUGUUACAAGAAGCUCAAAACGGAGAAUCGUGGCUCAAUGGUGAUGCUUCAAUUGGUAGCCAAAAUAAAUUCAAAUGCCCGCAUUGUAACUACAUUGCUAAAUAUCGACGCACAUUGAAGAGGCAUCAGCUAAUACAUACUGGGGUGCGAUCCUUUGCUUGCGACAUCUGUGGAAAGCUGUUCACACGAAGAGAACAUGUUAAGAGACAUUCCUUGGUACACAAGAAAGAUAAAAAGUACAAAUGUAUGGUUUGUAAAAAGUUCUUCACUUUAGCAGCCAGUGUUGGUAUUAGGCACGGAUCUCGAAGAUAUGGUGUAUGUUUGGAUUGUUCUGGAGGUGAUAGACCGCCAAAAGGUGACCAUGAUGGUAUGGACCUGAUGGUUGAUCCAGAAUUUUUUAAGGAGCAACAAGAAGAACAGGAUGAGCCAGGUGGAUUGGAACAGGAAGAAAACGAGAGAAUGGUUGGUGAAGAUGUACCAGAUGAAGAAGGAGCAGGGAAUAUCGAUAAAGAGCAAUGGGAAGAUGCAGAGGCUAGUGAGACAUAUGUCAUAUUAGACAAUGACUAGCUAGUACUUAAGCCCUUGUGUUAUAAAACUAAAAUGUUUAAUUAUGGUUAUUCACUGUAUUGACAAACCCCAAGAAUUUUAUUUGAAUUUCAAUAAUUAUGGAUUGGCAACAAAACACUAAAUUUUUGGUAUUUUGCUGAUUAUUGUAACUAUUGGAUAAUUGAUAUUUUAAUGAUUGUAGUUAGUGGUUCAUCCACAGUAAUGAUGGAAGAGUCUUGGGGUCAGUGAAGGGCAAUUCCUUAUAAUAACUGAUACUGAUAUUACCACAUUCUUUCCCCAUGAUCUAUCUGAAAAAGUAUGAGGUAAAAAUGUAAUAGCAUCUCUCACUGACUGGGAUGCAAAAGAAAAUAAGAACAUACUGAAUUCUUGUUAACAGGAGAAGGUCACCCGACACAAACAAACCUAUCAUUUCUGGAAUUGUGAACCCCUGGGUUUACCUAUCUUUUAUGUAUUGCUCUGUUCAAAGCAAAAUAUCCAUUUGGCUCUUGACAUCAUUUGUUUACUCGCAUUUCCUGAUGAUUAUUCCACAACUUCCAUUUUUUGGAUGAAUUAUUACUGUAACCUAUUCUGUUAAUUCAACAUUCUUAAAUUGUCCCCUAUUUGAUUCCAUCACCUUGAUGUUUGCCUGAGUAAGUUGAUUGGUCAUGAGAAUGUGAUCUUGGGUCAUGUUAAACUCUCCUUUUUAUCCAAAGAACAUUAUAGUCUUAUAAUUUAAUUCCUUGUACUCAGGAUCUUUGUUCAUCUUUCAACUUUCAUGAAAGCGGUAUUUUAAUCCCGGAUAGGCAAACAAAACUGAAUAAUAUUGCGUUUGGAGUCUGGCCAUUCCCAGCUGCAACUAUAAUCGUGGAAUGAAUAGGGUUUGACAUUUCAAAAAAGAUUGGGUUUUAACUUUGAUUUCUGGAGUGUCUUUUUAUUGUAUGCAUUUUCAAGGCUCAACCUUGCAGGCAAGAAAGCCCAUUUAAUUAUAUUACGUAGGUGCUAGUAACUUAAUUUUUGAAGUGUUAGUCUGCCGUAAGUAAAGCCAGCAUGCAAUCACUGGAGAAGUAAUCUGCAAAAUAAAUGGCAUCUGAGGUAAAUGAUUGCAGAUUGUGACAUUUAAACAAAAUAAAUUCACUGUACAGCAUCAUUAACAAAGACCAUGCUUAAUACAAUCUUAUUUCUGUGAACUGAGGGGGAAACAACUGGAUAUGUACUUUUAAACUGGUGAUUUACUAGUUAUAAAAAUAGAAUAACUGUCUUAUUGAAUAAAUUAGUGUAAUUGAAUUCCAAUUGACCUAAAAGCAAUGAGGAGAAAAAGUAAUGUAUGAGUAUGAUUAUAUAUAUAUAUAUAUAUAUAUAUAUAUAUAUUCAUGCUACUUAAAGAUCUAUUUAAUGUAAAGUUAUAUGAUCCUCCCCUGGCAUUUAUGAUUCUGAAUUUCUUUACACACUACAUAAUGAAAUGCCAUUACUUGUGGUUUUACAGGGGAGAACACUUCAGAUUUUGGUCCUUCAGUUUACCUGCAAUUGAGUAUAGCCUUUGUUUUAAACUAGAGAGAAAGGCUGUCAAUAUUUUUGUUUGCAGCAUUCCUCUUAGCCAUUUUGUUUAAAAAAAUGAUCCAUUGUGAAAAGAGAAAUUGCUGGGGCAAUGAAGAGGAUUGUUUGAUCUAAUUGAGCAAUUUGAAAAUGACCCACUGCCAAGUAAAUUAAGAUUGAGACAGAUCAAUAUGAAAUUACCGACAAUUGCUUGAAUUAAAUACAGGUUAGUUCAUGUAGCGUUACAGCGAAGCUUCUAAAGACAAGAUCUGCUUCAGUCAAAGCAUAAAAACCACUGGAAAUACUCAUCAGGUCAGGCAGCAAUAUUUAAGAGAGCAACGUGUGUUAACUUUCCAGGUCGAGUUUUCAUCAGAACUACUUAAUUGUUGUGCAGUUAAGAGUAUUUUGAAGUUUUUGCUUCAAUCUAAGCAUUCAAGGCAUUUUGAAAGAUGGCUAUAGAAGAUAUAAAAAACAUUAAAACCCAUUGUAAAACACAAGUUGCUUGAUAUAUCUCCCCUCUCCCCCCCCCCCCCCCGCCCCCGUGAACAUAAUGUAACCAAAACUACGACUAUGCUUUUGCAUACUCCUGUAACUAAUAACAAUGAUUCCGUUGAGAUCAUACAUUUACUUUUUUGUUACGUUUUUUAAACUGUUAAACUACAGUUACAACCAAUAAACCUUUUCCCCGGUUUUGUAGUUGAGAACAUUCUUGGUUUCUUCCCUUUGGGGAAACUGCUCCUGUAUUUAGGAGUUGAGAUUGAUUUCAGAAACCAGAAUUUUCUGCAGAGAAAUGUAGUAUCAUCAUUGUUUUGAGAAAGUUCCAGAACACCGAGACUAAUAUAUAAGUACUAUUAUUGUUUUGUUUUUUUAAAGAGAGCUGCUUCAAACAAACAAUUUGCAAUGGUAUUGUUAGAAGACAUUUAAAGCUAUUAUAAAUGAGCACAUCAAACCAAAAAGAUAUAUUGAAAGACUGCUGCAUUUUUUAGAUAGUGGCUGUGGCAGGUUCUGUGUCACUUUUCAUGACUCCAGAAUUUCCAAUCUGCAUUAGAUGAGUAACUAUCUUAGUCAAAAAUAGCAACAAUAAUAUAAUUGUAAAUUUUGGCAUUGGAGGAAAUAAAAUGGGGGCUGGUAGUUUAAGGGGAAAUUGUGUUCUAUAAAAUUCCUUUCAUUGUGUUUUGUAUUAUGGAAUGCAGUAUCCUUAGCAUUACAGCUUUUUAUUUUUCCAGGCUUUAUGUCCUAAUCUGAUGAUCCUACUGUAGUUUAAAGCGGGUAAGCGAGCAAAUGUGUAAUCUGUUUAAGUAAGCAGCUUCAAAGAUGAACAGAACGCCACUCACAAAAACCUCCAUAAACUUUCUCAGAGUUGAUUUUGCUAGAAAUUAUUAAAAAUGAGAAUACAGGCUGUUUUUUGUCCUGAAUGAUAGCAAUCAAUUCAGCACAAAUUAAAACAUUGCCCCUUAGUCUAUAUACUUACAAUGCAUUGCCCCAUGAAAUGCAAUAUUUCCACGUUUGGCCAUUGGACUGUAUUGUGCUUUAAAACUGAGCAAGAUGAUUUUGUGUGUAUAUUAACUUUUUCUGUAAGUUCUGCACACAAACGUGAAGAAUUUAUUUUAAAUGGGUUUGCUGAAAGGUCUCUAAAAAUACAGAAUAUGACGCUGUGGGCUCACUACACCUUUUAUAUACCAGUAAUUAUAUUUCCACUGGCUUUGAAAGAGGUUUAGCUCAAUGCUAUUCUGCUCUUGUACUCAAUUUUCAGAUAUUUAUCUCUUUUAAAGAAAGCUAAUUAUUUUUGUUUCCAUGCCAGUAGGCGAUUGGUAUUCCACAUUAGUCUUGUCACUGAUGUCAUUACAAUUUAACAUGUUUAUCUGAUGAGAGAUUAUCAAGCCAAAUAAGAGGUAACUUAAUAGCUUGUUCAUAUUUAUGUCUUUUUAAUAUUUUAACAUUUUGAAGAAUAUGUUGCCCUUUUAAUACUAGAGGCAAUCUUAUGGAAAGUUAAGAUCAAGAUAAUUUAGGAAUUGUAUAAAGUUAACUCUUUAUAUAGUCUUGACUAUUUAUACUAUUGCAGGUUGGUAUUAAUGCACUUUACCAUGUUUUGAAACAGGACACAGUGAUGUCACUGCAUUGACAAUUGUGCAUGUUAGAGAAACUUUAACCUUGGCUCUGAUAAAGAUAUAGAAAUUCUUAUAAAAGUUUGUGGCCCCUUGAUGUUAAUCUGCACUCUCUUAUCCUAAUUUAUGCCCCAAAAUGUUGUGCCUCUCAGAUCAUUCGACCCCAACUUUUUCUUAGUCUUAUAAUAAUUGCUUGUAUAUAUUUUUGAAACAUUUUAAUCGAGGUUUCCACAUACUAUCUGCUGACACUUUGUCACUUAUCGUCCUCUUGUUCUCUAAUAAUGUAAGUAGACCGUGGGUUGGUGUGCUAAUGUUACUAAAUACAUGCACCCCUGCCAGAAAAAAAUUAGAGUUGCAGACAUCACUUUUUGAGAUCAUCAAUGCACUAAUUAAUGUUAGUACAGAAGGGAAUUAAUUGUCAGUCUUUACAGCCUGUUUUUAUUUACCCCUUCCCAGAUGAAAUAACUUAGUUUCACAAGGAGAUGUCAGUGUACAGUACUGCAAGGUGUUGUUGUAUAUUGCAAUGGUCUACGCUUUAAAAAAAAAAAGGAUAAUUUUAUGAAACAUAUUAUUUUACAGUUGUAAAGACUAAUGCCACUGUAAUUUAGGCCACAGCUACCAAGAUACAUUUCUGUUCCAAAAAAUGGACCGUGAUCCAUUUUCUUCAGCUUUAGAUCUCGGUAACCAAAGAUAUAACAGAAUACAAAUUUAUGGUUAUUCAAAAGAAUGCAACAUAAUUAUCCUGAAAAAUAAGUUGUAAAAUUCUGAGAUGUUUGUGGUAGAUUCUUCUAGUUUUGUCACUUGAGUUUAUUCAAACAAUUUUAUUCUUUUAAAGGGCAAUACGAAUAGUUUUUAAUUCCACGUGGAUUAAAUAUUUAAAUAUGAGUUAGAUCAAAUAAUUAAGACAAUUAGUUACAAAUUUAUAUCGAUUCUGUCUUUGGCUGUAAUUUUCCAUUGGUGUUGACAGCUAUUUGUAGUUUAAAUUGGGUGCAGCAAACCAUUUGAUUAGAUUAUACCUUUUUCAGUUUUGUAUGUGCCAAACUUGAAGUGUUUAGAGCUAAGCAAGAUUUAGGAACGUCAGAAAGCCAAGUCAGAAUGCCCUGUGAGGAUUUGCCCGCCACUGAUUAUUAUGAAACAUAGCAUUCUAUUGUUUAAGGCAGUUGUGUGUCUAAUCCAUAAAAAAAGUUUAUAUUGUAUAUGUGAUCAGCAAGUCUGACAAUUUGUAACUGCAGAUAUGUUAAUUAUCCACGAGACAAAAUUAAUAAGCUGUGCUUUGGAAAGUAAUUUUUGCAGACUUUUAAAUAGUACAUUUUAGUCCCAUUCUUGUUUCCUAUCAGUUAUUUAUUUAGUAUAAUGGAUUUAUUUUCACUGUAUAGACUGCUGUGUGUAAUAAAUAUCAGUAGUUUAUAGUGGCAGCAUAAAGCAGCUGAUUUAUUUAUAUGGAGGAGGGAGAAGAAAGGGAGGAUUUCUGACUAGAACAAUGAGUUGAUUGAGGUGUUUGACAAAAUACAAAUUGUAGAAAUGUUUCUCAUUUUAAAUAAUUCUGUAUGAAUGUAAUUAUGAUAAUCAUAAUUGGCCAUGGAAUUUACCUCUGAUUUAGGAGUCAUGACUUUUAAAUGAUAGGUUGGUUGAUCUGGUCAGUAAAUAUUGGCGAUUCCCUCAUUGUGUAGACCAAACAUGCUUUUCUGCAAUAAUGGAUUUUUUUUAUAGCAAAAGACGAUUGGGGAAAAAUGUGUAAGGGCACUGAUACAAUGAUAUUAAACCACAUAAGAAUUGAUUUCGGAGCCAGUUCCAUAAGAUUAAAUUAGGUGGAGCUUCUGGAUAGUGCAUUGCAUUCAGCUGAUGCAAUAUAACACGUUCUUUUUUUUUUAAUACUUUAUACAAAUAAUAUAUAUACACUGCAGUAACUAUAUAUUUUCCUAUGAGUGUGAUUGCAGUUCAGUUUAAGAAAAUCAUUCAUUCUUGAGAGAUUAAUGGUCCUCAAACAUUUGUGUUUUGCUUUGAAGUUACUCAAUAGUUGACGGCAAUUUCCUUGCAAAAGCGAUUUAAACAUUAAAUUAGGAUCAAAACGCCUAACAAUCAAUUUUCAGAUUUUGUUGAAUAGAAGCAAAGAAAAAUCUGAUUAGAAUCUCUAAUUUAGUUAUAUUCUCACAUCCUGUAGAUGGUAUUUAUAAAAAAAAGUUAGGGGCAAAAGAGGUAAAAUCAAUCAAAUAUGUGUCUCAUCAUCAAAAUGGAAAAUUGUAAUAUUACAUGAAUGGGAGACCAAAAUGUGGUUUAGAUACUCAGAAUGGUUGUCUUUGCAACAAACACUAUAGUUGUCAUUGCACACUGGUCAAAAGCAGUAACCCAGAAGAUUAAAUUUUCAAUUAUUUUAGAGGUCAUUGGAAAAUAAAAACAUAUUGGUGCCAGAAUUCAAAAGAAUUGUAUGCAUUAACAUCUACAUAAUAGCCUAAUGGAAGCUUUAAUCUUGCUGUAUUGCUGUUGUUCCCGAGGAUUGUUACUUUGUAAACACUGACCAAGAAACUAUGCAUGUUAAUUUUCAAAACCCAAAUCGACAGUCUAACAUUUAUAUAUCUCAUGGGUGUCAAUAUAUAAAAUGUGGCACCAUGUACACACACUCUUUGGUUGCUUUUUGUACCAAACUCUAGUUUUGAAGCACUGAACAGAAGAGAACAUUUGUUAAUAUGAAUGUGACACAAGCUACCAGGGCAGAUCCUUUACGCUUUGCUAUGCUUGUAUGUAAGAUUAUGGAAAUACUUUUCCUUUGGAAAAUGGUAACAAUUGGGUGUUUCUCAUUUUGGAACUUGUUAAAGAAACUCCAAGCUCUAACUCACUUAUAUUCAAUACACUGGGGUCUGCCGAAUAUUGUUCUUGCACUAUAUUAUUUCAUUUACAGACUAAUGCAACUUCAGUUUCUUAAUUACAUUUUGCUCGUGAUUAAACCAAAGUAAUUUUCUCUUGAUUUUGUUAAGAAUAAGUUAAACCUCAGGAAGUAGACCAAAGUAGUGUUGUAGAAAACAGAUAAAUGGUUGGGGAUACUGGUAAAUGGAGAAACUGUCCAUUUAAGAUUGUUAAAGAUUCCUUGAUACUGGUCAAAUAAAAGCACGGGGUUGUAUCAGCUUCUGUGAUCAUUCAUUCUAUACCCAAUAACAUAAAAAAAAUUGGUCAUCUCAAUGCUUUUUGUGGAAUUCAGUUGUGAACAAAUGUUGCAUAAUAGUUGAUGCAUUACUGGUAAUUCGUUAUAUGGAUGGCACUGUGACAUUUGAAAUUUAUGUUGUUACAGUGUAUAAAACGUUCUUUGAAAUCUGAUUUUUUUAAAUGCAAAAACUGAACUUAUGGCCACCAGAAGUUAUACUUGUCACCAGAAUAUCUCUGAGUAAUUAAGGCUGACCUCGGAUAAGAUGAAACAUUUAGUUUGAAGCCUGAAUUUUGAAUGGGAUGCUAAAAUUAUAAGGGCCAGGAGGGUUUGUGUAUUAAAUGAGUUGUACUAAAGCCUGGACUUUCUUUAAAAAGAUUUGUUUGAACAAGUUGAUUUCCUCCCCUCCAAACCUUCCCAUAUUUCUCCAAAGGCCUCAGGGUAACCACAAAAACAUAAUGUAUGGAUAUGAAAGAGUUCACUUUAAAUUAUGAUAAUAGUUCUGUGUUGCACAUUCAUUUUUCUUGUUACUAAUUUUCUUUUAACUUUGAUGUGUUUUAAUAUGUACAUUUGAUAAAUGAUCAGUUUGUAGAUUGUAUUCUGUAAACUGUAAAUUCUUUUUCUAAAGACUUAACAAUUAUUGGUGACUAUUUUUGCUUGUCUAAGCUGGUGCUAUACUUGUACUAAACACAAAUGUUGAAUGAUUUGUUUUGAUAUCUUGGAUCUUUAAUCACACUUUAUAUGUUUCACCAUUGAAUAAGAACGUGAUUUUAAUCAGACAGCUGUGUUGAAUUUGUGAUUUUCACUAUCAAUGCAGGCAAUUAGUGUGUCUCGUAUUGAAGUGGCAGAUUCUGAGAAUGUAUUAAACCAUGUUCUGGGAACAGAGUUGAUCUUUAAACAUGAAUUUUUAGCAAUAUCAGUGAGUAUAACUGGUUAUAUUAGGUGAAACAUUAUUUCAUCCUUCAUGAUUACUCAACCAUUGUCCCUGUAUCUUCGGCUGCCUUGGCCUUAAAUUUCAAUUGUCCAUCUUUAAAUAUUUCCAAAUCUUUACAUGUCUUCCAGUUGCUCCAUAGAAUUUACCCAAUUUCAGUAUGCUUUAGAUCAUCUUCCCUAUUGGUCUUGUGCCUUACCAUUAUUUUUUUUUGUUUGAUAACGCUCCGACAAGUGCCUUGGGAUAAUUUGCUGCUUUAAAGGUGCUAUAUAAAUGGAAGUUGUUCAUAUUCUGCAAAA
This is a messenger RNA of Leucoraja erinaceus (little skate), 10862 nucleotides long. RefSeq names its product zinc finger and BTB domain containing 10 (gene zbtb10). Gene Ontology annotation, molecular function: protein binding; RNA polymerase II cis-regulatory region sequence-specific DNA binding; DNA-binding transcription factor activity, RNA polymerase II-specific. The coding region runs from base 555 to 2879 and encodes 774 amino acids. Gene Ontology annotation, biological process: regulation of transcription by RNA polymerase II. Lineage: Eukaryota; Metazoa; Chordata; Chondrichthyes; Rajiformes; Rajidae. The record is from RefSeq and is a predicted model, not a curated record. The transcript has 5 exons.